AUGCCUAGUGUCGAUGGCGAAGCCAUUUCGUCUCUUCAUCACAACGGGAGUGAUGGUCACCACUGUCUAUCUGGUACAAAGGAGGGCACCCACACCACCGGAAAACGCGACGACUGUGGCGUAUGCACCACAUUUGGCAUGCCGAUCUGUUCCGCAGCCGCAUGUUCUUUCAUCGGCUCGGCCAAUUCGGGCACUAUUUCCCGUAUAUCUUCUACGUCUGGCGCUCGUACGCACGCAAACUGUGCCGACACUCCGGCCUCUCGACUUUGCACCAAACCACUAAAUGACCAGACACGAGGCUCGUCCACGGUCGCUUCAAGCGCAGUUUCUACAAGAGCCCCCGUUGCCACAACCGUGACGGCAACAGCCGCCUGCCAGACAACUUGCUUGCCGAAUGAAAGUCGCUGUGCGCCGACCAUGGAAGAGGCGUUGAUGAUCUACGAUGCCUUGCCAGCUUCCACGUUCCACCUUAGCCGAAAUCAGCUGACUCUACGAGAAAGACUGGGUGUCUAUCAUGCCAUAAUUGUUUUCAUUCUUCGCCUCUUUCUCAUUGCUUAA
Protopolystoma xenopodis is the source of this 558-nucleotide messenger RNA. Lineage: Eukaryota; Metazoa; Platyhelminthes; Monogenea; Polystomatidea; Polystomatidae. The record is from the annotation of a GenBank genome assembly.